UGUCAUUUCUUCAAAAUCACCAACUUCCCACCGAGUCCGGGACAAACCGCGCGUCUGUCUCAGUGCAGCCCGUGAGCAGCUCUUAUGAGGCUCUCAGCUUUGCUGUUUUUCUGCAAGACGUGCCAAAAGCGGAGACCGCCUGAUAUAUAAGCAAAGUGGUGAAGUUAAGCCACCAAAGCGGGAAUUCUCAUCUCUAAACUCCCACCGCUUGGCUUUUAGAGAAGGAAGGGAUUACCGAGGGAGUCAGCCUCCAGACCGAGACUGUAACCAGCUCCAUUCACACGUGUACGAUGCCUGCAGCGAGGAAAAUGAGAAAACCCGACAUUAAGAUGGUCAUCCUGGGCGACAUGAACGUGGGGAAGACGUCCCUGCUGCACAGGUACACCGAGCGGAGCUUUAAAGACACUCUGAGCACAGUUGGAGGGGCUUUCUUCCUGAAGCAGUGGGGUCCCUACAACAUCUCUAUCUGGGAUACCGCAGGUCGUGAGCAGUUCCACGGCUUGGGCUCCAUGUACUGCCGCGGUGCGUCCGCCAUCAUUCUCACCUAUGACGUCACCAACUGGCAAAGCCUUGUGCAGCUGGAGGAAUGCUUCCUCUCCCUCACAGACUCUGCCAACAGCGACUGCAUCUUCGCUGUUGUGGGCAACAAAGUUGACCUCACAGACUCGUACGCCCAGGUCGAGACCUCUAAGGACGUUGGGCCGGAGGAAUCGGGCAUCUCAGCUGCCCCUUCUUGCGCAGCCCCUCCACACACCCCUACCAUUCACAAGCAGGUUCACCAGGAGGAUGCCAUGGCACUCUAUAACCGCAUAAUCGUCUACAAGGCCCUGAACGAAGGCACCAGCCCUUUAGCGGAGAAGAUGUGCUUUGAGACGAGCGCCAAGACGGGCUACAACGUAGACUCCCUAUUUGAGACACUUUUUGAGCUGGUCCUGCCAUCCAUCAUCCAAAAGCAGGCACGGGCGAAGUCGCCUACUGUGUGCUUGGAAGAGUAUGAGGAAAAGGCGAGGAAGAGGAAGCCUGACUGUUGCACAUGAGGAACUGUAAAAGAUCUAGGUCAUAGGUCAAGACUAGUUGCUGGGUAAAUUGUUUCAUUGCCUUUUACACUGAUCUGUGGACAGAAUUGCCCAACAGGUAUGAGAAACAAGAGAACUGACCUCCCAUUAAUAUAAAAGGGUGUCACCUGCCAGCUUCUUGGAAGCAUCUUGGUAUGUUUCAUCCUGCUGUAACUUGCCAUUUUGCUUAACAUGAUUUGGCAUAAACAGUCCUAAACAUCUCUUUUCGUUCUGUAUCUUAGCCUGAGACCCUCACAUAUUCCAGCUUCAUAUGGCUGCAUGAUCUGGACAAAAUAGUACUGUUGCGAUUAUGUUGCUGCAUGUUGUGAUAUGUCUGGUCGGUCAGUGUCAUCGAUAUAUAUUGUCCUGCAUUAUGUUGACCAAAAUAAUUCACUUUUGUUGUUUCAAACCUUGAAUACAUUGAUUCAUCCAAACACCCACAGAAUUGUUUGGGGUGUCCCACUCUUUCACUGUGGGAAGUGAGCAUUUUGACCAACCACCGUUCCAAUGUUAUGCUUGGUUAGAAGGCCCAUUUGCACAUUGUAGCCUUUUGUGAAGAUCAGUAUUGAUGAUUAUUAUAUUGUGAUAUUUUCACCGUUGCAAAAAGUUUGAACACCUGUCAAAUUACUUUUUUUUUUGAUUUUCUGAAGUUAACACGUUCUCUACAGGGAUUUUUAAAAAAUAUUUGUUUUGCAUAUUUUAGUGCAGAGUUUCUGUUUAUUUGUUGGUAUUGAGUGUGCAAAAGUCCUGGCCAAAUUCCACGUUGCUGUUGAUUUAGAUUUUUUUUUUUUUUUCCUUCCUGAGUAUAAAUAAGUUACACUUCCUGUACAGAGACACACUACUGCAACUGUAUUGGAAAAAUUAAUAUACAAUAAAAAACUAACCCUAAUUAUUGCACAGACCACAUUGUGUGCUUUUAUUUUGUACACUUCAGCAAAUAAACAAUAAUUGUGUGUUUAAAAUGUGCAG
This is a messenger RNA of Pygocentrus nattereri (red-bellied piranha), 2024 nucleotides long. Its product is annotated as ras-related protein Rab-20-like. Gene Ontology annotation, biological process: intracellular protein transport. The coding region runs from base 291 to 1037 and encodes 248 amino acids. Lineage: Eukaryota; Metazoa; Chordata; Actinopteri; Characiformes; Serrasalmidae. Gene Ontology annotation, molecular function: GTP binding; GTPase activity. Gene Ontology annotation, cellular component: endomembrane system. The record is from RefSeq and is a predicted model, not a curated record. The transcript has 2 exons.